Spodoptera littoralis (African cotton leafworm) is the source of this 711-nucleotide messenger RNA. The record is from the annotation of a GenBank genome assembly. Lineage: Eukaryota; Metazoa; Arthropoda; Insecta; Lepidoptera; Noctuidae.
AUGAAAGAUGACGCUUGGAGAAAUCGCUACGUUAUAGCACAUAAACACUUGACUAAAAAUCUACACAGCGUCAACCCUUGUAUUGCACAGGUGCUGCAAAUCUGGUGGAAACAAUUCAAUGAUUUAAGACUGAUUAGUAUGAAAGACAUAAUGACAACGAAUGAAGCAUAUGAGUUGCAAGACUUCUGUUUUGUGUGUAAAAGGCACAUAGAAGCGGCUGGUAAUGUACUCACACACCAGUGGAUCCCAACUAUUCAGGCUGUUUUUCUUCAGGGCAGCAAAAAGAGAUUAAUCCCAGAACCGAAGCAGGCAGUUAAAAUGAAGCAUUUUUAUAACUGUUUGGCCUGCAUCAUGACUUAUAAUCUUCAAACUUUGUGUUUGAAAUCUAUGAAGGAGUUUACUGACUAUGUUAUGGAUGUUGGUGGCAAUAACCAAGGUUUCAUUAUAAAUCUAGGAUUUCAAAACGAGGCCAUUGAGUUUGACCCUACUUUUCGACAGUUUAAAGAUCAGUUGUGUCUUUUGUACGACUAUUUGAUAGAUGCAUGUCGACAGUCUCCUCGCUUGGAGACUAUACUCUAUCAGGACUACACGGAAGCUACAAGAGCUACACUAAAGGUAUACAUAAACAUAUUUUUUUGUAAACAAAGCACAUCUACUAAACAAUCUUUCGUUUCUCUAAUGAGUGGAUUGUUAUUCUUGAUGAAGGUUUGA